Neogale vison (American mink) is the source of this 1803-nucleotide messenger RNA. RefSeq names its product chromosome 2 C1orf94 homolog (gene C2H1orf94). The coding region runs from base 1 to 1803 and encodes 600 amino acids. The record is from RefSeq and is a predicted model, not a curated record. Lineage: Eukaryota; Metazoa; Chordata; Mammalia; Carnivora; Mustelidae. The transcript has 7 exons.
AUGAGGGGUGGUGGUGGAUGGUCCCCCUGUCUGCGAGCCCUGGGUGGACAAAGGGGCUUCCGGAAAGAGAGGAGGAGGAUGGCCAGUGGGAAUGGGCUCCCCUCAUCCUCUGCCCUGGUGGCCAAGCGCCCCUCCGCCCUGGGCCCAUUCCCCAGACACACCUGGAUCCACCAGGACACACCCCAAGACAGCUUAGACAAGACUUGCCAUGAAAUCUGGAAAAGAGUUCAAGGCCUGCCCGAGGCCUUGCAGCCCAGGACCUUGAAGGAACAGCUCUCCACCCCUGUGGCUGGGACUUCAAGAGACAACGGACUCAGCUUCCAGGAAGAAGCUCUGGAGCUCAGCCGUGACAAAGAUGAGAUCUCCCUGUUGGUGGAGCAGGAAUUCUUGAGCCUGACCAAAGAGCACCUCAUCUUAGUCACAGAGACCUCUGGGGAGCUGGAGGUACCCGGCACUUCCCCUGAGGGGCCCAGACAGCCGGCUCCCUGCCUUCUUGCACCUCCCCCACUGGCAGACAGCAGUGAGUACCCAGGAGCUGACAUCCUUGCCGCCGAUACCCUUCUGGAUCCGAAGGUGGCCAUGUCCAUGAUCAGCAGCCGGCAGGACUGCGAUUCUGUCAUGUCUACAGUCACGGGCAUUCUGCGUGCUGCCAAGGUCAAGAGUGUUAAGGGGACAGAAGACGGGGGCCACAUCCUGGGCGCCUCCAACUCAGAAAUCAACAAGCUCCUGGCGCAGUUCCCCCUGAGGUCCACAGAGACAGCUAAGGCUCCUGACAACAAGGUGGUGCUGGAGGAGACCAGGGCCAUCAAAGACUUCCUGCAGAACAGCAUGUUCAAUGGGCCGGGACCCAGGGAAACCACAGGACUAGGCCCCUUCCUCCUGCUGCCGCCCCCGGCUCCCGCACCCCCUGACAAGCUUCCUGAGCUCCCUGCUCAGAAGAGGCAGCUCCCGGUGUUUGCCAAGAUCUGCUCCAAGCCCGAGGCUGAGUCCACUGUGGAGGGGCACCUCUUAAUGGAAUGGAACUCUGGCAUCAAGGAGCCGACCAAGGGUCGAGAGAGCCUCUUUCUCAGUCAGUGGCCCCAGAGCCGGAAGGACACCUGCGGUGAAGAGGGGUGCAGUGACCCAGUGGGCUCUGUGACCACGGCCCUACCAGCCAAGAAGCCUGCGUGGCCGGCUGAGAAGAACCUGCUCUAUGAGUUUCUUGGGGCCACCAAAAACCCAAGCAUGCAGCUAAAGCUUCGCAGCAAAGUGGAGGUGGACGGGCUGGAGUUGAAACUUAACCCACCUGUGACGGUGGCCGACAAGAGCAACCUCAAGUACACAGGGAAUGUUUUCACCCCACGCUUUGCUACAGCCUUGACCUCAGCCACCCUGAACCAGCCACUCUGGCUCAACCUGAACUACCCGCCUCCUCCUGUGUUCACGAAUCACUCUACCUUCCCGCAGUAUCAGGGCCUGUACCCGCAGCGAGCAGCUAGGAUGCCCUAUCAGCAGACCCUGCCUCCCCAGCUGGGCUGUUACUCCCGACAGGUGACGCCGUACAAUCCACAGCAGAUGGGACAGCAGAUUUUCCGCUCUUCCUACACUCCCCUACUGAGCUACAUUCCCUUCGUCCAGCCCAACUAUCCGUACCCUCAGCGGACACCUCCGAAGCUGUCCACCAAUCCCCGAGACCCUUCCCCCAUGGCAGGAGAUGGGCCACAGUACCUCGUUCCCCAGGCAUAUGGGUUUGGCUCGACGGCUGGCGGGCCCGUGAUGAACAGCCCAUAUUUUUCCUCCAGUGGGAAUGGCAUAAAUUUUUAG